Messenger RNA from Chelonoidis abingdonii (Abingdon island giant tortoise), 1610 nucleotides. The record is from RefSeq and is a predicted model, not a curated record. NCBI's taxonomy places the organism in Eukaryota, Metazoa, Chordata, Testudines, Testudinidae.
AGGAGGCUGAGUCUUUGCCACCCGUUUCUGACCCGGAGCGGCCAUGUUCUCCAGAUUAGCUCCCGAAACCCAAAGCUGGGAGCCUGAGUUUCAAGGCGAAAGCUGGGGUUGUGUCCUGACUCCGGGAGCUGGAGAUUUACGAAAAAAAACCCCAGGAGCGAGAGGUUUGCGAGAAUGUUGCUGGAGACGAUUUUUUCCAUCUUUGCUUUCGCCACCUGUGGAGGGUACAGUGGCCAUACCUCCAUUAAAGUCAGCUGUCCGGACACUAAAAAUGAGACCCUUGAGGCGGCUUUUGGCUAUCCGUUCCGGCUGAACACUGUGGUGUUCAAAGAGCUGGAUUCAAAGAAAUGUAACAACACGUGGACCACAACCCACCUUGUGGGCGACUUCUCCUCCUCGGCCCAGUUCUUUGUCACCUUCGCUGUCUUUGUCUUCCUCUACUGCAUGGCGGCGCUGGUGCUGUACGUGGGAUAUCUGCACCUUUACCGUGGCGCUGGCAAGCUGCCCAUGAUUGUAAGUGACUUGUAACAUUUUGCUCUUAAUGGGGGCUGGGAGGAAAAUUGGGGGCAGUGAGGCAGAGGGGGAAUUUCCUGUGGAGAAUUUAGACAAAAAUUCAAAUCUUUAUUCGUUUUUGUGGUAGGAAAAUUGACAUUCUGCUGAAAUAUUUUGACCGAAACCUUGAAUAUUUGGAUUUAAAAUAACAUUGUAGUGCCUCAUGGGAGCUGUAGUCUUGAGUGCCUCGGGUUCCCAUUCUCCCUUAUGGGCUGUGCACUCUGCGUGGCCUGCAUCUCCCAUGAUGCACCACUUCCAGCUCUCACUGAGUCACUGUGGUGCAUUAUGGGAGUUGUAGUCCUGGGUGCCUCAUGUUCAGUUCUCUGUAGGCCAGGGUGCACUACUUCUCUCAUGGUCAGGAGAGGGGUUGUGUCAUGGGUGUCCGUGGCUGCAAUGCCUCAUGAGAGUAGUUGUCCUGGGUGCCCCGUGCUCUCAUUCUUCUCUAUAGUCCAGGUUCUCUGGCUGACCUACGACUCCCAUGAUUUACCAUGUCCAGAGAUUCCUAUGACACAACUCGCCCAAAGGGGGAAGAGUGGCUCAUUGUAGGAGAUGUAGGCCAGGCAAGAGAGGAGAAUAAAAAUGAGGCACCUGAACUACAACUCCUAUCAUGCACCAUAAUAGAGCAGCAAGAAGCAAGAAAGUGGUGCAUCAUGGGGAAUGUAGUCAACCAGAAAGCCCAGCCCAUAGAGAAAAAUUGGCACACGAGGUAUUCAAAACUACAGUUGCCAUGAUGUACCACUCUGUCAUUUUGAAUCAAAACAUUUCAGUUUUUGGACAAACAAUUUUCAGUGAAAAGUUGAAGUUCUCCGUGGGAAGCAGAAAUGUCACAAAUUUUUUGGUCGAAAUAACAAUUUUCUAUCAAAAAGCAGCUGUGGCAAAGAAUUUUCAGUGAGCUCUCUUAAGCCAGGAGUGUCCUGUAACCUAGAUCUCCAAGCACUCCGCAGACAGAAUCCUGCUCAGAAUCUUGGCAUUGCCAGGUUUUUUGGGACCAAAAAAGAUUAACAAACUCUUUUUAUUGGCCAGUGUGGAAACUUUUAUGGGAAAAUCUUUGAUCAAAA